UGUGUUUGCUUUGGUUUCAGGGACAAGAUGAACAUCAUGCGCAAGUGGUGGGGGUCUGGGACACGUGUGGGAGGAGUCAUGGAGGGUAUGGAUGCUGUUAACUCCCAGGCAGCCCAGCAGCAUCUUGCUCUUGGUCUGAUGCACCUCAAGAAAUUGUUCAGUGAAUACUCAUACCCUCCUCAUCCACUCUCAGAACCUGAAAAAGAAGAUAAGCUUUACAACAUGCUUCCAUUGUUCUGCAAGGUAUUUGGUUCUAGUCCAACCUCUGAUCUACAGGAGAAAUUUGGAGAUGUUUUGCUUUUUACUCAACAUGUGAGCAAGUUGAUGGUAACCGAGAUUAGGCGACGAGCAUCAAACCAGUCAACAGAAGCUGCUUCCUGUGCUAUAGUGAGGUUCUUGGAGAUAGACAGCUGUGAAGAGAGUAGUAAUGGCUGGAUGCUGCUGUCUACACUCAACCUUCUGGCUGCUGGGCCGCCACAGCUCAUUGAGGUCAUGACUGCAUCUUCACUACCAUCAACACUAGUCAAGUGUUUAUACCUCUUUUUUGAUCUACCUGAGUAUGAGAGUCCCUCAACUGAUGUACCCACCACCCUGCAAACUGAUAAUGAUACUACAGAGUUCUCAGCAAGUGAAAGAAGAAUUCUCCUUCAGAAGGUGUUUGUUCAGGUAUAUAUAUUUAGUAUUUUUUUUUUUUUUUUUUUUUUACUCUUGCUGUGUUUCACUGAGGUACAGCGACUCUCAAAAAAAGGAAACACAUUCACCAUUAGAAUAAAUUAUUUUUUCAACGACAUUUUUUUCACUUUUUUGAACUUUUAACUGUGUAAUGGAAAUGUGUCAGUUAAUUCCGUUUAAUAAUUAAG
Cherax quadricarinatus is the source of this 860-nucleotide messenger RNA. The record is from RefSeq and is a predicted model, not a curated record. NCBI's taxonomy places the organism in Eukaryota, Metazoa, Arthropoda, Malacostraca, Decapoda, Parastacidae.